CCCAACACAUUUCCAACUCUUCUUCCCAUCAAAGCAGCAACAACAACAAAGAAAUGGUGAGCCAGCAAAGGAAUUCAUCAGGUGAACCCAUUCACGAUACACCACCACACUGCUUGGUGGUUCCAUUGCCAGCCACAGGGCACAUCAACCCAAUGCUCCAAUUCUCCAAGCGCCUCAUCUCCAAACGGAUCCGGGUCACCCUGGUCCUGACCCGUUUCGUCUCCAAAUCCAUCACCGCGGCCCGUGAGGGGGAAUUCAACGUCUGCCUCGAAUCAAUCUCCGACGGCUUCGACGACGGUGGGAUGGAGGCGGCGGAGAACACCCGCGUCUACCUGGACACGUUUCGGGAAGUGGGCUCCGGUGCUCUGUCUCGACUCAUUGAGAAACAGAGCGAUGCAGGGGAACCUGUGCACUGCGUCGUAUACGAUCAUUGCAUCCCGUGGUGUCUUGACGUUGCCAAGAAGUUUGGACUGGUGGGAGCCGCGUUCUUGACCCAAUCCUGUGCGGUCGAUGCCAUUUACAACCAUGUUUAUCAGGGGUUGAUCCGGCCGCCGGUGACGGAGCAGGGGAUUUUGAGGGCUCUUCCUGGUUUGCCGCCGUUGAAGUCUGAAGACUUGCCGUCUCUUGUGUCGAAAUUUGGGACGUACCCUGCCAUUUUCGGUGCGCUUGUGGGGCAGUUCUCGAAUAUCGACGAGGCCGAUUGGGUUUUCUGUAAUUCGGUUUACGAGCUGGAAAAUGAGGCUGCAGAUUGGCUGUCAAAAAGGUUACCGAAGUUCACGACAAUCGGCCCAACCGUACCGUCAAUGUACUUGGACAAGCGAUUGAAAGCCGACGUGGACUACGGGUUCAGCAUCUUCAAGCCCAGCAACGAGCUCUGCAUGAACUGGCUCGGGAACAAGCCCAAUGGGUCAGUCGUUUACGUAUCGUUCGGCAGCCUAGCGAGUCUGGGCUCGGCCCAAAUGGAAGAGCUCUUUUGGGGAUUGAACAACAGCGGCCAUUACUUCCUGUGGGUGGUGAGGAAGACCGAAGAGGCCAAGCUCCCCAAGAACUACUGCUUCAAUCCGGAGAAAGGUUUGAUCGUGUCGUGGUGCUCGCAGCUGGAAGUUCUUGCGAGUGGAGCCGUGGGGUGUUUCGUGACGCAUUGCGGAUGGAAUUCGACGCUGGAAGGUUUGAGCCUGGGAGUGCCCAUGGUGGCAAUGCCGCAGUGGACUGACCAACCCACCAAUGCCAAGUUCACAAGGGACGUUUGGGGGAUGGGAGUGAGAGCUGAAGAUGGUGAGAAUGGGUUGGUGAUGAGGGAAGAGGUAGAGAGAUGUGUGAAGGAAGUGAUGGAAGGAGAGAAAGGGGUGGAGAUUAGGAGAAAUGGUGACAAGUGGAAGAAUGUGAUGAAAGAUGCUGUCAGUGAAGGUGGGAGUUCUGAUAGAUGUAUCAGUCAGUUUGCUGGAAGCUUGAUCAAUCAAGUUUUGAAGAGUUAGAGAUUGUUGUGUUGUUGUGUUCUUUUGUAAUAUGGAAAAAUCAAAACAUAGCAUAGUUGUAGGCUGAAGUUGAGAGCAGUUUUAUUACCAUUGGAAGUGUGAUUACUGUGCACUCUGGAAGCUAUGUAAAGCAGCACUUAGGCAAGCUAUUAUUCUUCUAUAUUUGAUAAUGCAGUGACUCUAAGAUAAAAUUAUCCCCAUAAAUAAAUUUCUGAGGAUGUC
Linum trigynum is the source of this 1697-nucleotide messenger RNA. The record is from the annotation of a GenBank genome assembly. NCBI's taxonomy places the organism in Eukaryota, Viridiplantae, Streptophyta, Magnoliopsida, Malpighiales, Linaceae.